UACGAGAGGAGCUGAUGUGAGAGCGGCCGGAGCAGCAGCAGCGUGUUUCUGCUGGAUGCAGUCAGUCACUGUUGAGACUCACAGGUUUCAGCUGGCGAUCAGCGAACUAGAGUUGAACCACUUAUAAAACGGGCAAGGUUAGAUUGAGGGAGUUAACAAGCAUCGGACUUUUUUUUCUGGGAGUUUUAUUUAGAAGCGAAGAAAGAUUCCACAGCGAUCAGUUUGGACUUGAGAAAGUGAAAGAAGUCCCGCUCUUGAAGACACCAGUGGAAUAUGAUUUGAAUGAAGGGAACUUAAAACACUGUUGCUCGCUAACAGGAUGAAUCUCCGCUCGCUUCAUGUCGUCAUGCUGCUGUGGGCCUUGUGCCCCAGUGUGCAGUUCCAGUGUGAUAAAUCACCCGAGACCAACAAACUGAACCUCUCUGUCAACUACGAGCUUCCAACGUUCACUGCAGACUUCCCGAUCCAGAACAUGGUGACCCUUGAUGGGAUCAUCUACGUCGGAGCUGUAAACCGAAUCUACGCCCUGUCUCCGAACCUCACAAAGCUGUCAGAGUACCACACGGGGCCACUCCUUGCCAACGAGACCUGCGGCCAAAAACUCUUCAGCGCAAGCAGCGGCGGCAGGGUGGACAACCACAACAUUGCUUUGGUGGUGGAGAACAUUUACGACAAGGGGUUGUACAGCUGCGGCUCGGCAGACAAUGGUGUUUGCCGCCGCCACGUCCUGGAUGACGACACUAGUCCGAAAACCGUGGACGAACAGGUCUACUGCUUUGCUGACAGGGUGAGGCAACACAUGGGUCAACCCAGAGACUCAGAUGUUGUGGUCAGCUCUUCCGGCUCUCAGGUGCUCAAUGUGGAAAGCAACGUCAUCAAGUUUUUUGUUGGGAACUCCGAGAUCCCAGGCAUAGGAAACAUAUCGGGCAGUGCGACACAUCCUCAUACCAUUUCCCUGCGGAAGAUGAAGACGAGCCAGAACGGCUUCACUUUCUUCUCCAAUCGCUCGUACAUGGACUUAAUUCCGUCUCUACGUGGAAACUACUACCUGAAAUACAUUUACUCUUUCCACAGCGGACCUUUCACUUACUUCCUCACAGUGCAGCGGGUGAGCAUGGACUCCCAGGCCUAUCACACCCGCAUAGUCCGUAUGUGCUCCUCGGACCUUGUGAUCCGCCGUUACGUGGAGAUGCCUCUAGAAUGCAUCAGCACCGAUAAAAGGCGACGCCGCUCCGUGGACGAUGUGAAGGUAUUCAACAUCCUCCAGGCUGCCCACGUCACUAAAGUGGGCAACGACGUUGAGCUGCAGAAGCAGCUGAAAGUGGAGGAAGGUGAUGACGUCCUGUUCGCCGCCUUUGCCUGGGGGAAACCGAACUCUCCGGAGCCGACCCCUAAGUCAGCCGUCUGCGCCAUAUCCCUGAAACACAUCAACAAAAUGUUUAGGACAUACAUGCAGAAGUGCAACACAGUAGACCCGUAUCACUUCACUGGAUCAGAGAAGAAGUCCUGCUACAAUGUGAGUUCAUCGGACGACUGCGACCCACAUGAGGGAAUCCAUGAGGGGAAAGAGGGCAAGUACCGCCUGCAGGUGACCCAGUUUGUCCAAAGGCUGGAGUAUUGGCACAAAGAGCUGACCAACACCUUGGUUACCUCUAUCACUGUGAUGCCCGUCCAUGGCCGUACAGUGGCAUACCUGGGCACCGCCGACGGACGCCACAUACAGGUGCUGUUCUCUCGAUUUACCUCUCCUCACGUCAACAUCCGCCUGGACUCGAGACCCGUCUCCGCCAGCGUAGCCCUGCUGGACGCUGACGGCUCAAAUGGAACCCUGCUAAUGGCCACGGGGAAUAAGAUCACUAUGGUCCCUCUGAUUGGCCCCGGCUGUGCUCAGCUGACCACCUGUACUUCCUGUUUGUUGUCAGCACGGGUGACAGAAUGUGGCUGGUGUGAUGGACGCUGCACCAGAGCUAACCAGUGUCCCUCCUCCUCCCUCUGGACUCAGGACUACUGCACACCCGUCAUCACUAAGAUUUUUCCGACCUCUGGACCGAUACGAGGCUCUACAGCCGUGACGAUGUGCGGCAGCAACUUCGGCUUCGACAAGACGGAGAGCUUCAAGGCUUCUCUGGUAACAGUGGAGGUGGCAGGAGCUCCCUGCAAACUCUCCAGACAAGACAACAUCAACAGUUGGACUGAGAUGCAGUGUUCCCCGGUGUUCAGUGGGAACUUCACCCCAUCAGGACACACAGUGAAGGUCACCAGCGGCCAUAAGGUAGCCACAAUGGAAGGCUUCACCUUCGUGGACCCUGUGAUCCACGAAAUCUUCCCGACAUUCGGGCCAAAGUCCGGAAACACCAUGCUGACCAUCAGGGGCGCCUUCCUGGAUACCGGGAACCAGCGAGAGGUGACAGUAGGGAAAGUAGCCUGUAAUAUCCAGAGCUCGACGUCCACCAUGCUUACCUGUAAGACGCCUCCACACGCAGUUCCCUCCAAGCUACCCGUGAAGCUGACGGUGGAUUCAGUGGAGCGCCACGCGCCUGAGCAGUUCACCUACAACCAGGACCCCAUCAUCAACAGCAUCCAGCCCUCACGCUCCUUCGUCAGCGGAGGCUGCACGGUGUCUGCUCACGGCUUCUUCCUCCAGUCCGGCCUCCAGCCCCAAAUGGUCCUCACCACCGGUCAGGAAGCUGAGGUCUUCCAUGUUAGCUGUGUGUACGGUGAGAACCGAACGUCCAUCCAGUGCACCACGCCCUCUCUGGCCAAACUGGCUCUGCAGCCGCCCGUGGUCACCAAGGUGGCCUUUGUCCUGGACGGCUACUCCACAGAUCAGUGGGACCUGAUCUACGUGGAGGACCCCCACUUCCAAGACCCCAAGCUCACAUCCAAGGACAACAAGAGCAUAGUGGAACUCAAGGGGGACCACAUGGACCGAGAGGCGAUGAAGUGUCAGGUUCUGACUGUGUCCAACCACAGCUGUGAGACUCUGACUCUGGUGGGAAACACUCUGGAGUGCACCGUCCCCACCGAGCUGCAGGCCGCCACCGCCAAGGGGCUGCAGGUGGAGUGGCGCCAGGCGGACUCCAUCAGGCAUCUGGGCAAGGUGACGCUGGCACAGGAGCAGGACUACACCGGCCUGAUCGUGGGCUGCGUGUGUGUCAGCCUGCUGCUGCUGCUGCUGGGAUCGCUGCUCAUGUGGAGGAGGAACAAACACAUAGACGAUCAGGGCACAGACAGGCCCGAGACUUGUCGCGGGGCUCCUCCAAUCUAUGGGGGCAACGGGGAGCUGCUCUCUCCCAGACUGGGGACACUGGGAGGUGGGAUGGGGAUAGGUCUGGGAAUGGAGGGCGAGCUGGUGUCCCCCCUACUGAUGGCCCCGGUCCACAUCGACCCGUCCUGCCUCCACCCAGACCUGCUGACUGAGGUGCAGCAUGUGGUGAUCGCCCGGGAGCAGCUGCUGCUCCACCUCAACCAAGUCAUCGGCAGAGGUCACUUCGGCUGUGUUUUUCAUGGAACUCUGCUUGAGCUAGACGGGCAGAAGCAGCACUGUGCCGUCAAGUCCCUGAACCGCAUCACAGAUCUGGAGGAGGUGUCCCAGUUCCUGAAGGAAGGGAUCAUCAUGAAGGACUUCAGCCACCCGAACGUUCUCUCUCUGCUGGGGAUCUGCCUGCCGCCAGAGGGCUCGCCGCUGGUGGUUCUGCCCUACAUGAAGCACGGCGACCUGCGCAACUUCAUCCGCGAUGAAGGACAUAACCCAACAGUGAAGGACCUGAUGGGCUUCGGGCUGCAGGUGGCCAGAGGGAUGGAGUAUCUGGCCAGCAAGAAGUUUGUCCACAGAGACCUAGCUGCCAGGAACUGCAUGCUGGAUGAGAGCUACACGGUGAAGGUGGCCGACUUUGGACUGGCUAGAGACGUUUAUGAUAAAGAAUAUUACAGCGUCCACAACAAGAGUGGAGUCAAGCUGCCCGUCAAGUGGAUGGCUCUGGAGAGUCUGCAGACACACAAGUUCACACCCAAGUCAGACGUGUGGUCAUUUGGCGUGUUGCUAUGGGAACUGAUGACCCGUGGAGCCCCACCAUAUUCGGAUGUGAACUCCUUCGACAUCACCGUGUUCCUCCUGCAGGGGAGGAGGCUGCUGCAGCCCGAGUUCUGCCCUGACGCCCUCUACACGCUGAUGAUCGAGUGCUGGCAUCCGAAGCCCGAGCGGCGGCCCUCCUUCCACGAGCUGGUGUCCCGCAUCUCCACCAUCUUCUCCAGCUUCAGCGGGGAGCACUACGUCCUGCUCAACACCACCUACGUCAACAUCGAGAAGAUGAGCCCUUACCCCUCGCUCCUCGCCUACUCCACCGACACCACCGCCACCACCGUCGCUUCCUCCUUUUCGUCUUCCUCGUCCGACCCCUCCACCUCCACGUCCCUGCCAACCAUGUCCCCCCUCUUUUGCCACGUGGAGCGAGACUGCUGCACCUGAGAGAGAGAGAGAUAGAGAGAGAGAGAGAGAGAGAGAGAGAGAGAGAAAAUGGAACGAAGGUGGAAAAAGACUCAGAAAUUGAGACACAAAAAGGAGCAAGGAAGUAAGCAGUGAGGCGAUGAAGAAUAUAUGUAUAUACUGUAUGCACUUGCCAAACACUGGACGCUGUAUGGUGAGGGGGGGGGGGACAAAACAGUUUUGAGAGCUUUGACUGUUCACUCAAUGUACAUAGAUCGUCUGACCUUUGACCCUUUCAAAGCCUCGCCAGACAACAGGGUUCUCCAUGAACUAUGGGGCUGACCUUAUGGACUAAACUGGGCUUGUAUCGACCCCCCGAGGAGCAGGAGCUCACCCGUCCUGCGUCCUCUACAUGACAAUUACAACACAGGAACUCCUCCUCAAAGAGUCCCAGCGGACAAAGCCACUGUCAAGCAAGCACAACGCCAUUCAUCAAACAACCCAAACUAAAUCGGGUUGACUGCUGUACCCACACAGGGAGAGGAUAGAUUUUCUGCGUCUGCUCCUCUCUGGGUGGCAUGUGCUCCGAUACGCGGAUGUGGCUCAGACCUUUUUUCGCUCUCUGUAAUGUGAAUGUUUGACAAAUGGCCAUGUAUUGUGUCACAUAGAAAAUGUCACACCUCCAGCGCCCGCGCUCAAGAGAGAACGCCGGCUGCUUUGAUAGAUUGUGGCGCCUGGGGUUAAGUAAACCGAGGCGCUGUGGAGGUCGAUGACGGUUGGAAGGUAACAGGGGAACAUCAGUGUAGGUGUAAGGUGGGAUGUAAGAAAGAAAAACCCCUGCUGCCUGCGUGCAGUUCACUGGAUGCUUUUAUUUGUGUAAUUACAUUUGGACAAUUAGCUUUUGAUGUGUUUGGGGG
Messenger RNA from Etheostoma spectabile (orangethroat darter), 5343 nucleotides. RefSeq names its product MET proto-oncogene, receptor tyrosine kinase (gene met). Gene Ontology annotation, molecular function: transmembrane receptor protein tyrosine kinase activity; ATP binding; protein binding. The coding region runs from base 320 to 4468 and encodes 1382 amino acids. The transcript has 20 exons. Gene Ontology annotation, cellular component: semaphorin receptor complex; plasma membrane. Lineage: Eukaryota; Metazoa; Chordata; Actinopteri; Perciformes; Percidae. The record is from RefSeq and is a predicted model, not a curated record. Gene Ontology annotation, biological process: regulation of cell migration; protein phosphorylation; semaphorin-plexin signaling pathway.